AUGGUCGCACCAAACCACCUGAUGACCGUCAUGAUGCACCUCAUCCUUGCACUAUGCCUGCUCUUCACGUCUGGAUUAUCGACGCCAAUAACCACACAAGCAACAACAUUGCAAUCGCGAUCAUCGCUGGGAUCCUGGCUGCAAGUUGGCAAAAAGACAGCCGAUGGAUGUUCCCUCACGAGACAGUGCCCGUCGUGCAGGUCGGUCGGAUUCGAGGGCAUGGUACAGUGCUGCUGGCCGAACGGAAAGGGCUACGGGUCGCCGUUUGACGAGCCCGGUUUCUGUCUCUGCGCGCCGGUCGACAGAUGGGAUUACUCCAUGUGCAGCGGGGGUUACUGGACCAGUUGA
Pyricularia pennisetigena is the source of this 348-nucleotide messenger RNA. RefSeq lists its product as uncharacterized. Lineage: Eukaryota; Fungi; Ascomycota; Sordariomycetes; Magnaporthales; Pyriculariaceae. The transcript has 2 exons. The record is from RefSeq and is a predicted model, not a curated record. The coding region runs from base 1 to 348 and encodes 115 amino acids.